Eruca vesicaria subsp. sativa (arugula) is the source of this 600-nucleotide messenger RNA. NCBI's taxonomy places the organism in Eukaryota, Viridiplantae, Streptophyta, Magnoliopsida, Brassicales, Brassicaceae. The record is from the annotation of a GenBank genome assembly.
AUGCUCUACGGCUCCUUCCCGAGUGUUGCUUGGUUUGAGUGUACUGCCACUAUUGAUGAUGUUGUGUGUGGGUCUGCGUGGUAUUAUAUAGGGUGUCGUGUGUGCCAUGCUAAGGCAACCAAGGGUCCUACAACGCUAAUGUGUAUCAAAUGUGGGAAAAGUGAUAUUGUUGGUGUCCCCCAGUACCUGACCAAGCUCUCUGUUUAUGACAACAAUGAUCAAGCUGUGUUUGUUCUACUCGGUGAUGCUGGUGAAGAGUUGACUGGAAAGACAACGUCAGAGUUGGUAGAGAGCUAUUAUGAGGCCAAUGAGAGUGUAGGAGAUGAGCAUUUUUUCCAUGUGCCGCAAGCUCUGCUUAAUGCCAUUGGAGAGACCCGGAAGUUUCUCGUGAAGGUGUCAAGUCACAACUUCACCGGGAAGGUCCAGUCUUUAACUGUGACAAAGGUCCUUCCUCUUGAAGCCCCAGUACCGGACGCCAGUCUAGGUAAAAACGUGGACCAGGAAACAAGUCAUGACAAGGAGGACCCUGCAGAUGAGUUGGUGAAAAUGAGCUCUGAUGAGAUUGUCUCAAGAGAUGCCAAGCGUGCCAAGUGUGGCUAA